This is a messenger RNA of Boleophthalmus pectinirostris (great blue-spotted mudskipper), 7190 nucleotides long. RefSeq names its product paired box 5 (gene pax5). The coding region runs from base 1069 to 2340 and encodes 423 amino acids. The record is from RefSeq and is a predicted model, not a curated record. NCBI's taxonomy places the organism in Eukaryota, Metazoa, Chordata, Actinopteri, Gobiiformes, Gobiidae. Gene Ontology annotation, molecular function: RNA polymerase II cis-regulatory region sequence-specific DNA binding; DNA-binding transcription factor activity, RNA polymerase II-specific. The transcript is spliced from 11 exons. Gene Ontology annotation, biological process: regulation of transcription by RNA polymerase II; anatomical structure development.
CAGGUGGCCGGCGCGUGGAGGUUAGGAUUGCUGGCGCUGUCCGCACGAGAGCAGGUCCUGAAACGCUGUGCGCGCCACAGUGGACGCUGGGCGCCGCGAGUUUUUCUCCGUCUCAUCAUAACGCCGGUGUUUGUGUCCACGCCACGGCUCUGACGUCUUUGGGAGACAACUACUUGGACAAGUCAGGACUGUUUUUGCUUCUCUUUAAAGCCAACAAUUUUGUCUCAAAAGUGACGUUCAGACCCGGAUCCCCUGAGAGAGUCAGUGAGCUGUGAGACCCGGUUACAACAGAGAACUGCGGUUCAGCCUACUGCCAUCUAUUCACAUUGGAGGACAGAACUGAACAGCUCAAGACUAUUGCUGUGUUACGCUUUUUGUGCGUCAAGAUUUAACACACUCAGAAGGAUGCGGUUGUAGCAUUCCCAUGCUGCAUUUUAACAGACAGGAGACAGUUGUCCGAAGACUCAUCUCAGUCACUGGGGGACCAAUCUAUCUUGGACCAAAUCCAUUUAGUAAUUUGUUAUGUUAUUUCUUUAUUUCUCAAGUAUCUUAAGUACAUCUCAGAAACAAAAAAGUUAUUUUAGAAGUCACACCAUCGGACCGCACAGAAGAAGGACCGAGGGCAGACCACUAGAAUUUUUUAUUUUAUUUUAUUAUUAUUAUUAUUAUUUUUAACCACAGCUUUUUGAUUAAAGAUAAAUAGAAGGAAUGAGCGCUGCCGCUGUGGUGAAGCUCCUCUGGUUUUGGAGACACCAGAACAGAGCUUGGUGCGUCCCGUCCCCAUGAGGUGGAAGUCUGUAUCCGAUUCUCACUAUUCUCACUGUUAUUUGUUCAUCAGCCAAGUAUUUUUUAUAUCCCAAACACGUUACAACUAUGAGUGUUUUUUACUAAACUAAUCUGGCAGCAAUUCUGCGGGCAUAGAAUUGUAAUAACUUGAAACAUUUACGCUUUGCCCUUGUGCGCUUCUUUGGCUGUCGAAGUGGAAAAGGCGGCAGGCUGAAACUGGGGGUCCAGUGGUAUUUUGAAGAGCCUCGUUCUGAAACGGGGCCCCGCAGCCCCACAUCACUCAUGGAGAUUCACUGUAAGCACGACCCGUUCGCAGCAAUGCACAGACAUGGAGGUGUGAACCAGCUCGGAGGCGUGUUUGUAAACGGACGCCCUCUUCCAGAUGUGGUUCGGCAGCGAAUAGUGGAACUCGCUCACCAAGGAGUACGGCCCUGUGAUAUUUCACGACAACUACGAGUUAGCCACGGAUGUGUAAGCAAGAUACUGGGCAGGUACUAUGAGACAGGCAGCAUCCGCCCCGGCGUUAUCGGGGGCUCCAAACCAAAGGUUGCUACACCCAAAGUGGUUGACAAAAUAGCCGAUUACAAACGCCAAAACCCCACCAUGUUUGCCUGGGAGAUCCGGGACAGACUGCUCGCGGAGAGAGUGUGUGACAACGACAGCGUCCCCAGCGUCAGCUCCAUCAACAGGAUCAUUCGGACUAAGGUUCAGCAGCCGGGCCAAACAGGCUCAGUGGCGGCUCACAACUUAGGGACAUCUGUAGCUGCCACCCAGGUUUCUGCAGUGACCAGUGAUUCAGCAGGCUCCUCCUACUCAAUCAGUGGGAUUCUGGGUAUCAGCUCGGCAACUGAUGUGGGCAAGAGGAAGAGAGAUGAAGGUAUGCAGGAGUCGCCGCUGGCCAAUGGGCAUGGCCACAGUGGGCGGGACUUCCUCCGAAAACAGAUGAGAGGGGAGCUAUUCUCGCCGCAACAGAUCGAGGUAUUGGAUCGCCUGUUUGACAGACAGAUGUCCAGUCCAAUGCAGGCCUGCCCCGAGCUGUAUGUGGGCCUAGACUGUGGCAAGACGUCAGAUUACUCGGCCAUGGCCUCGCUCGCUGGUGGACUUGAUGAGAUGAAGAGUAGUUUGGCCAAUCCGGGCACAGGAGCAGAUUUGGGAGCUGGUGUUUCUGGGCCUCAGUCCUACUCACUAGUGCCAGGUCGAGACUUAGCCAGCACAACUCUACCAGGCUACCCUCCUCAUGUCCCUCCCACUGGACAGGGCAGCUACUCCACCCCUUCGCUCACAGGCAUGGUAGCUGGAGGAGAUUUCUCUGGAAGCCCAUAUUCUCAUCCUCAGUAUUCAACUUACAAUGAAUCAUGGAGAUUUCCAAACCCCAGUUUAUUAGUGUUUCAGCAGGACUAUGGCUCUAUCCUGGGCACAGAAAUCGGCUGCUCCUCCAGUCUCUUCACCAGCCAGGCCGGACAGAUGCAAGGGUCACCAUACUACUAUAGUGCGACGUCCAGAGGGGCUGGCCCUGCUGCUACUGCUACAGCCUCAGCCUACGACCGCCACUGACCCCCAGGACAACAUGUGGGAGGGAGUGAUAGCACCAGGACAUCUCAGAACUUAACAUUGUGAAGACCAUUCCAGUUAGUUAGGCUGACGAAUAGUUUAGCAGCAGCUGUUGACAUCAUGGACAUGUUUCUGAACAAGUCAGUGGGAUCAGAGUGCAGUUGAGUGAGUUCAUCAGUGUAAACCUUUCUGCAAAUUCACUGUCAAUCAAUCUUGUAUCUAUGCCAUCCAACAGUGAUGUAAAGACAAUCCAACUCCCAAAACUAUUAAUGACCAAAAUCCACCAAAUCAUUGUCAUUUUGUCACCUUUUCUGAAAUAUCUCAAGCAGGAAAACAGACAUAGUUGCCAUCCAAUUCCCACUGCAUUUUAAGCUUUACAAAACAAAAGACAUUUAAACCAGAUGAAAAGCACAGCCCCAAAUCUAAAUGAGCCAGGGAGUGUCACUAAAUGAAGGUGCUAUCCUGCCCCCACAGCCCAGAUAUAAGAGCUAUUUAUAAUGAAGGAGAAACAGAGUAAUAUAUUAUGAAGCUUUUCUGUGCUAUGGGAGUGACUACUGCCUGUAAUGAUUUAUAAUGUGUGUCAAGCUGUUGUGAUAGAAUAGUGAUGAUGACCGAGCUGACGCAGUGACAUUUCUUCAUAUUACAAAGUCUUUGUUCAUAAAUGUAAACUGACUGCGAUAUUUCUCGCCUGGUAUCAGUCGACACAAAUGCCAUGUUGAUUCCUGAAAACAGGAAGUUAUGGAACUUAAUACUGUCUUUCUAUUUCUCUUGAAACUCCCCAAAGAUGGGCCCCCCUAGUGGAUCGGCUGACAACAACAAAAGCACAAAGAGACUCAAUCAUUUCUGCAUUUUCUCCUCCCUUUUCUUCUGUUACUUUACAUCUUAAAACUGUUCUAUGGUGUUAAUGAAACUGCCUGGUGAAUUAUAAGUAAACAAAUGUCUGCCACAUUGGUUCUGCGCAGUGACAAUGCAUGAUGCCAGGGUUGAGGCCUUACCCAUUCACAUUCAUCAGAGAAGCAUAACUUUUCCCUCUUUCUGCUUAAUAUAAACUGUUUUUGUAACUUUCCAUCCAGACAAUUUUGUACAGUGAUCAGUGAAAUAGAAAAAUACAAAGUCACAAUGUUGAUAGGUAUUUGAAAUACUCCCAUGAAAAUUUAGCUUUUAGUGAUGAAGCUUUCUUUGACAAAGGUGUGUGGUGUUGUUUUAGCCAUUGUCUGCGAGUGUUAAUCCCAGUUUCAUUGUUUUGGGUAAGACUGUUCAUUGCUUCUGUAGUUUACUAGAGAACAUUUUGGACACACCACAUAGUAUGUGGCAUAACAUAAAAAUAUAUAAAAGUAUACAACUAAACAAAGCUAUUAGUUUCUCAACCUGUCGUUGUUUCUGAGUUUUGAGCAAGUAAAUAGAGCUUAUCCUUUUGUAGAGUUUGAAAGUUGUGAGCAAACAACUCUAAAAAACAUUUUAAUGAACGGCUUGCCCGCUGUGCCGAGCAGUGGGGAGCAUUUUUCUUUCCAUCCUGUAUUUUCUCUCAAACUUUGAGGCAUUAUCAAACCUGAACCACACCAGCUAAAAACAAGGACAGUGCCUUUAGUUUUCUAUGUCGACAGCCCCCUUUGCUGACCACGUGUCUCUAAAACCGGAUUCAGCCACCCUUGUAUGAACUUUUUAAAGCAGACGGUGAUAUUAGUACCAACAUAUUAUUGUACAAACUGCAGUGAAAUACUAAAAAGGCACAACAAAUUAAAAAGCCACAAUGUUGUUACCCUGUACAAAAGCAUUACGUCACACACUAGCGUAAACAGGAGUCAAUCCUUGAGGAAGUCCUUGAGGCGGUGAAUCAGCUGUGUCCAAGAAGCUGUGACACCAAACAAGUCUCUUCUCCAUUAACAGGAUUAUUUGUUAACUAUGCAUCUUCAUAAGGACACAUCCGGGCUUGCCAUUGCUUUGACCUAAUUGGCUCACAUUGUUGGGGGAGAGGACAGAUGCCAGAGUCGAUUGGUAGCCGUGACAUUGACUGCAGUUGGUGGUACGUACAUACACUUUACGCUACAGUACAGGCACAUGAGGACACACCCCCUUUUGUCCUUUAGCGCUGUGGCCCCUCCCUCGUGCCCUGCAUUCCCAAGGGGCGCCCAAACCUGCUGUGCCAUCAGAAGCUCAUCCCGUUUUUUUGCUCUAAUCUCAUCAGAAUAUCUCUCCUCAUGCCGUUCCUCUGCCACACACCGGGCCAGAUUAGGAAUAUUAAAACUGCUCCGCCGACCUCCCUCAAAAAGCUCUUUUCUUCACACAGCGCAUUAAUCCCCUUUCCUCUCUUUUGCGGACUUCUCUAUCUGACCAUUCGCACAGCUGUGUAAUGAAGAAGUCCCGUUUGUAUAAAGCCGGGUCAUUUCAAUGGCAAAAUCACACAUUUAAUUUACACUGAACCAUAGACUGUAUAUAAAAAUGGACAUAGCUAACCUACUAGUCGCUGCAUUACAAAGAAGAAGUGAACACGGGGGCACUUCCGGCUAGGCUGAUUCAUCAGCCGGUUUCACUUUAUGGAAACCGUCUGACCUUGCAGCAUUAGGAUUCGUUCGGUCGACAGUAGGCCGGUACUUUUUUUUAUUUAACCAAUCACUGCUAUUUGGUUGUCACGCAUGUAAUGCGCCAAAUCCCCUAGGAAGAAGGGCAAUAACGUCUUUCUCCUUGAUAAAUUUCACCAAACCUUCUCUUUGUUCCGGCUUUAAAUCCUCAAUCUCGGGAAUUGUUGCCAACACAGAAUGUAUGGCUUCGUCUAAAUCUCAACCACUUUGUUUACUAUUAUGUUGGACUACAAAAGGAACCCAGACAGGUGCUUGAUUUUGACAUCAUGGCUUCACAGCUCUUCGUUGAUUGACUGAUGCCCGGACUCGCACUUCCGGUGUUCUUGCAAACCGUAUAGUGUAUUCCGAUUCCUGACCUAGUCGCUGGAGAGAAAUUAAAUUGAGCGUAGGCACUAGGUGGUGCCGGCCUGGCUAUCUUCCAGCUCCAUCGACUCUGUUUCCAUUUAACUUUAUAUUGAAAAAUUGUCACCCCUCUCUUUGUAACUGCUGCAGUGACCCGCGUGAUUUUGGUUUGGUUUUUAUUUCACUAUUUUAUACAUAAAUUCAAAAAAAAAAAAAAAAACUAUUCCCAGUAUGAACCUGGCUCCAAAUUCGCCCCUAUAACUGCUAGCCUCAUGAAAUUCAUUUGACUGGAGCUGAAUGUUAAGGAUGGCGUCACAUUCUGUUAGUCCACUUCUUUAUACAGUCUAUGGGUCGAAAAUGCUUUUGCAACCACAGGCAGUAGAAGAAUAAAGGCUAUACCUAAAGUGGCUCCAAGAUGCUAGAGGCAACUCUCAGAAUUAUCUCAGUAUCUUGAUGAAAUUAUAGUACCUGAUUUUCAACUGUAACCACUGAGUUCCAAAGUCCUUUUUCAAUAGUAUAGUACAAAAAAUCCAUUGGUUUACUAAGCAGUUCUAGUCUACGUUAAUAACAUUCCCUUUUUUCCAUAUCAAUUGAUUUUCUCUGUCACCUUUGAAAUUUCUCAUGAGUAUCACUAGACCCAGUGAUGUAGAUAAUGGAUUCCAAUUCUGAAUUAUGCCUAAACUGUAAUUCUUGUACCAGAGUUUCUUCUGUCUGUGGUUUCAGUAUUCAAAAAUAUCACCCCGAACUCUCUCGUCCAAGUCAAAAAGGGAAAUACAUGUAAAUGAGCUUUCUUUUUUAUUAUGACUUCUCUCAGCAAGUGUGUAGCGUCUGACUGUAUCUCAAUACUAGCCCUUGAAGAUGGCUACUGCCUGGUGUAAAACCUGGGGGGAUUCCGGCAUCACUUCUUGACAGCAAUUAGUGGCACAAUCUGUUUCACGCUUGCUAAUAUAACUAGGCUUUGGACAUAUCUGCUACUGAAGUCUUACAAUGCUCUGUACAUCUUAAUAUUAUUCAACUGUGGAAAAAGGGAGACGAACAUAGGACUGAACCUACAAAAUCGACUGCUGUUUUGUAAUCCGAUCAAUCCAAUCAAAAAAUACAUACGUUUUCACCUUACUGUGGCCUUUCGUGUAACAAUCCCGAGUUUGUAUUGUCCAUGGCCUCCUAUUUGAGGUGUUAAAGGGGUAUUUAACCUAUGGCAUUUUAGAAAUAAUAUCAAAGCAUCAAAAACAGAAAAUAUCCGCUUGAUCGAUCCUUCAAAAGUCAAACUAAAAUGUCAGCAUAUCUGUACUGCUCACCAAAGCCUGUGAUGCCUGUUUAAACAACAUAGUCUUGUACAGAAAACUAUUAAAUUAACAGAAAAGAAUUUCAGAUACAAACAUUAGAUUAAGUUCAGAAUUGCCUUCAAAUAUUCUGGAGGGGAGGAUUUAAAAAAGUAAAACAAACGCUUCUUUAAGAAAAUGUGUAUGUUUUAUAUUCAAUUUUCUAGUAGUUGCAAACAAAACUUGGUGUUUUUUCUUCUUGUGUGUUGUGUGUUGUCUUAAUAUUUGAAUGUAUUUUACUGCAGUGAGAAUUUGCCAAAGAUAUCAUAUCACUGAAUUUUGUUUUUCCCUCUGGUUUAGUUUUUCAUAAUUGUGACCAAUUUCUGUCAAGAAAAUUGUGUAUUUGAUAUUCAGCUUUUUUAUUAUUGCUAUUAAUAUUAUUGUUAUUUUAUUCCUUUUUUUUUUAGUUUACUGUGAAAUGGACAAAUAAAUUGCAGUUUGCUUGAUGCAUCUUCAUACUCUGUGUACCUGUCCAUCACCUGAGUGACUGUUGUUGGUGAAUUAUUCCAUUUAUGUACCUGUAAUGUGAAGCUAAGAAGUAAUUAUUUGUAAAUAUUUGCCAUAAUUUUAUUGAUCCUUCAGAAUAAAAAAAAUAAUUUUGGAAGUUAAA